Messenger RNA from Stegastes partitus (bicolor damselfish), 682 nucleotides. RefSeq names its product melanoma-associated antigen D1-like. The record is from RefSeq and is a predicted model, not a curated record. The coding region runs from base 20 to 385 and encodes 121 amino acids. NCBI's taxonomy places the organism in Eukaryota, Metazoa, Chordata, Actinopteri, Pomacentridae. The transcript has 2 exons.
UGGACUUGAGAGCGUCUCCAUGACGUGGACCACCAACACAUUCAGGUUCUCCACUAUAAGCAUCCUGCAGGUGCAAGCUGUACGCCGACGCUCCGCCUGGGUCCAGACCUAUGCCUGGGUCCAGAUCCCUGCCUGGGUCCGGUCCUAUGCCUGGGUCCAGAUCCCUGCCUGGGUCCAGACCCCCGCCUGGGUCCAGACCCCCGCCUGGGUCCAGACCCCCGCCUGGGUCCAGACCCCUGCCUGGGUCCAGACCUCCGCCUGGGUCCAGACCCCCGCCUGGGUCCAGACAUGUGCCUGGGUCCAGACCCCCCGCCUGGGUCCAGACCCCUGCCUGGGUCCAGACCCCCGCCUGGGUCCAGACCCCCGCCUCCUCUUCGUGCCUUAAGCUGUCUCCAGUAUUUUCCUGACGGCGUAGAAAGUUGCCUCCAGAAAGCCAAACCGCUGCGUCGCCGUCUCGUCCUUCUUCGGCGUCUGUUUUCCGUGUUCGCCACAUUCCUGGUUCCCAUCAGCACACUUCCAGACACUCCUUUUGUACGAAGCUUUAUCCUCCCUGACGAGUGAACGUCUGGCUUGUAGCCGCCUUUAAAGGGAAUCUAUUGAAUCCAGGCGUCGCCCUGAAGGAGCUCUGCUGUGUCGCCUCUACAGACAAACUGUUUGAUAAUAAAAGACCGACUGAUCACCA